AUGUCUAUCAGAUCGAUUUCUGUGGGUGCAAAGAUUCCUUCCACCAUUGUUUACGAAAACUCGCCCGGCAACCAAGUCAAUCUCGCUGAAGAAGUUGCUGAAGGCAAGUCUAUCAUCAUCGGAGUUCCUGGUGCCUUUUCCCCGGCUUGUUCCUCAUCCCACGUUCCUGGCUUCAUCAAGAGAUUGAGAGGCUUCAACGAAAAGGGAUUCCAGAAGUUCUUCGUAGUUGCUGUUAACGAUGCCUUCGUGACAAAGGCGUGGGGUGAUGCUUUGUUAGGAUCAACUGUUGCUGGUGCCCAGAUCAAGUUCUUGGCUGAUCCUUCUGGAGCCUUCACUAAGGAUCUUGAUUUGUUGUUUGAUGCUACUAAGUUCUUCGGUAAUGAAAGAUCAAGAAGAUACGCAUUGAUCGUUGAGGACGGUACAGUCACCAAGACUUUUGUAGAACCUGACAACACUUCUGUAGUUGUGUCUGAUUCUGCCAAUGUGUUGGAAGAAGCAUGA
This is a messenger RNA of Scheffersomyces stipitis CBS 6054, 501 nucleotides long. It is a transcript of the gene TRP99, whose product is annotated as Trp99p. The coding region runs from base 1 to 501 and encodes 166 amino acids. Gene Ontology annotation, cellular component: cytosol; peroxisome; mitochondrion. NCBI's taxonomy places the organism in Eukaryota, Fungi, Ascomycota, Pichiomycetes, Serinales, Debaryomycetaceae. Gene Ontology annotation, molecular function: thioredoxin peroxidase activity. The record is from RefSeq and is a predicted model, not a curated record. The transcript has a single exon. Gene Ontology annotation, biological process: cellular response to oxidative stress; hydrogen peroxide catabolic process; cell redox homeostasis.